Molecule: messenger RNA, 351 nt
Organism: Orycteropus afer afer
Lineage: Eukaryota; Metazoa; Chordata; Mammalia; Tubulidentata; Orycteropodidae
Product: ly-6/neurotoxin-like protein 1
Exons: 3
Coding region: 1-351 (116 amino acids)
Source: RefSeq, a predicted model, not a curated record
AUGGUGCCCCUGCUCAGCCUGGCCCUGCUGGCCCUGGUGGGCCUACCUCUGGCCCAGGCUCUGGACUGCCAUGUGUGUGCCUACAACGGUGAGAACUGUUUUAACCCCAUGCGAUGCCCAGCAAUGGUCUCCUACUGCAUGACCACACGGACCUACUACACCCCAUACAGGAUGAAGGUGAGCAAGUCUUGUGUGCCCAGCUGCUUCGAGACAGUCUAUGACGGCUACUCCAAACACGCCUCUACCACCGUCUGCUGUCAGUACGACCUCUGCAACCGCGCAGGCCUCACCGCCCCUGCCACCCUGGCCCUGGCCUCCGCACUCCUGGUCACCCUCUGGGAUCUGCUCUGA